Molecule: messenger RNA, 1475 nt
Organism: Bactrocera neohumeralis
Lineage: Eukaryota; Metazoa; Arthropoda; Insecta; Diptera; Tephritidae
Gene: Rab5
Product: ras-related protein Rab-5B
Exons: 6
Coding region: 487-1152 (221 amino acids)
Molecular function (GO): GTP binding; GTPase activity
Source: RefSeq, a predicted model, not a curated record
UUCGAAAGAAAGUGCAUUUUUCAAUUUGCUGUUCGCGAAAUCUGUAAAAACGUAAAAUCGCAGCAAAAGCAAAGUUAAAGCAAUAAUUUGUGUAAAAUUUAAAGAAAAAUUAAGUACGAUACAGGAAACGAAACCCCAGAACAACACCUGACAACAUCGGCCGUCCCUUUUCGGUAAAGGUUUGAACGAACUGCAGCUGCAAAUCUAGUUACAAUCCAAACAUUCGCACCGAAACGAACAAAUACAAAGAAAUACUAUUAAAGUAAACAAAAAAUAUACAUAUAAUAAUCAACAGCGACAACAACAACAACAUACAAUUUUAGGCGCAAGUUAUAAAGUUAUAACUCAACAUUUGUGACUACAGCAACGUGGGAAGUGGCAGUAAGCUCAUAGAAAUCGGUUGGCAAGUGAAGCAACAGCAGCACCACCAACACCAGCACCACAAAAGCAUACCAAUACAAAAAGAACAAGAACAACAGCAAGAAGAUGGCAACAACUGCACGUAGCGGUGGCAAUGCCAGUGGCAGCACAGCUCAGCGCCCCAACGGUACACAGCAAAAUAAGAAUUGCCAAUUCAAAUUGGUGCUAUUGGGCGAAUCGGCGGUGGGCAAAUCAUCGCUGGUGCUACGUUUCGUUAAAGGGCAAUUCCACGAAUACCAAGAGAGUACGAUAGGCGCUGCAUUUCUAACACAAACCAUCUGCAUAGAGGAUACGGUGGUAAAAUUUGAAAUUUGGGAUACGGCCGGUCAAGAACGAUAUCACAGCUUAGCUCCUAUGUACUAUCGUGGUGCCCAAGCCGCCAUCGUUGUGUACGACAUACAAAAUCAAGACAGUUUUCAGCGUGCAAAAACCUGGGUCAAGGAACUGCAUAAACAAGCAUCGCCGAACAUUGUUAUUGCCCUGGCCGGCAAUAAAGCGGAUUUAUCAAAUAUACGUGUUGUAGAAUACGAAGAAGCAAAGCAAUAUGCCGAAGAGAACGGUCUAUUAUUUAUGGAAACCUCGGCAAAAACGGGAAUGAAUGUGAAUGAUAUAUUCUUAGCUAUAGCUAAGAAAUUACCUAAAAACGAUGGAGCACACAAUCAAGGCGCUCCUGCUGGUAGAAGGCUGAAUGAUAAUGAAAAUAACCGACAAACAAACAAUUGCUGCAAGUGAUGUCCUUUUGUAGAAAAUGAAAUUUCCAAUGAGAGAUUUGAAAAAAUUAUGCUGAUAAUUAUAAAUAAAAAAAUAAAUAUAUAAAUUACAUAAAAAAAGAAACAAAAACAAACCAGAAUUAGAAAGCAGAAACAAAAAUAAGGAUGAUGAUGAUGUUGAGUGUGGGAAAGCAACCAAUAAUAAUAUUAAUAUAUAAAAUUUAAAUUAUGAAAAAUUAUGAUAAUGAUGGUAAUGCUAUGAAAAUAGAUUAAAAUAAAGUCACAUUAAAAAUCGAAAAUAGAAAACCAGAAAAUGAAAAAACAAAAAAAAAUAUUAACGAAAAA